This is a messenger RNA of Capra hircus (goat), 1568 nucleotides long. RefSeq names its product phosducin like 3 (gene PDCL3). Gene Ontology annotation, cellular component: cytoplasm. Lineage: Eukaryota; Metazoa; Chordata; Mammalia; Artiodactyla; Bovidae. Gene Ontology annotation, biological process: positive regulation of gene expression; angiogenesis; protein folding. The record is from RefSeq and is a predicted model, not a curated record. Bases 120 to 842 code for a protein of 240 amino acids. The transcript is spliced from 6 exons.
GGAGGGCGGGGCGAAGGGCAGGCUGGGAGAGGAGGCGAGUGGCGCCUGCGCGCGUGCGCGGUAGAGAGCUCACGGGCUGGGUGGCUGUGGCCGGCAGGGCCCCAGCGAUUUGACAGAAAAUGCAGGACCCCAACGCAGACACCGAGUGGAAUGACAUCUUACGCAAAAAAGGCAUCUUGCCUUCAAAGGAAGAUUUGAAAGAUCUGGAGAAGGAGGCAGAAGAAGAGGAGCAGCAGAUCCUCCAGCAGUCCAUUGUGAAAACAUAUGAAGACAUGACUUUGGAAGAACUGGAGGAUAAUGAAGACGAAUUUAAUGAGGAAGACGAACGUGCAAUUGAAAUGUACAGGCAGCAAAGACUGGCUGAGUGGAAAGCAACCCAACUGAAGAAUAAGUUUGGAGAGGUUUUGGAAAUCUCAGGAAAGGAUUAUGUUCAAGAAGUUACCAAAGCUGGUGAGGGCUUGUGGGUCAUCCUGCACCUUUACAAACAAGGGAUUCCCCUCUGUGCCCUGAUAAAUCAGCACUUCAGUGCACUUGCCAGGAAGUUUCCUGAUGUCAAGUUUAUCAAAGCCAUUUCAACCACCUGCAUACCCAAUUACCCUGAUAGGAAUCUGCCCACGAUAUUUGUGUACCUUGAAGGUGACAUCAAGGCUCAGUUUAUUGGACCUCUGGUGUUUGGUGGCAUGAACCUGACUUUGGAUGAGUUAGAGUGGAAGUUGUCUGAGUCUGGAGCCAUCAAGACGAGCCUGGAGGAGAACCCCAAGAAGCCCGUGGAAGACGUGCUGCUGUCCGCGGUGCGGUGCUCCGUCCCCGCCAGGAGGGACAGUGAUUCUGAGGAUGACUGAGGCCGUGGCCCUGGUAACCUGCUGAACUUUCCCGAUGUGAUAUAGCAUGAACUUUUUUUAAAAAAGGAAAAAGUAGAAACGUAUACUGUGGUUUUUUAGUCUUUUACAUUACGUUCUGAGUCUCAUAGAUCUCAGAAAUAAUCAUUGCUGGGAAUCCUUUUAAAUUUCUGGGAACUCUUUUUAAAUUAAUAGUAUUUCCUUAAGAAAAAAAUAAAAGCCAGAUAUUAGUUUGGCAGAUGUCUAUGUUUUCCUUGCUUAUAUUUUAGAUCAGCUGUAAAACUAUUCACUAUUCGUUUACAUAAAACUAUUAAAAAAGAAAUACAGGAAAUAUAGAAGUUUUUUUUUAAUAAUGUGAAUAAAUUAUACGGUGGAAAAUGGCAAGCUAAGCUUUGCAUUUAUAUUAUUAUUUCUUUUUAUUCUUUUAUAGAGCUAGCAAUAGGAUUAUUAACUCAAAGGAAUGAGUGCUAGGAAGAAGUCUUAGUAUUUAUCCUGUUUAGAAGAAAUAGGCAAUAAUUUUUGUGAAAUACUGUCUUAUCAAAGUCUAAAAGAUUAGGCUUAUCAAACUAAAAGAUUCCAAUUUACUGCCAUUUGGGGUCAAAUAGUUUUUCUAGUUAAGAUAAUUUUUUUGUUUUCAGGCUGUUGAGAUUUGAGCUAAUCUCAAUUACUGUAAAAGGUGUCACCUGAAACUUUUUUGAAAAUAAAUAGAUAUAAGCACACACAGAGAUA